AUAAUCAUGACUCAAUUACUCAUGACCAGUGCAACUCCAGCACCUAUAAAUAUCAGUGAAAAUUACUUGAAAUCUUGUUAGUCAAUUUUCAGAUCGAGAACAGUCAACAAGUGCAAGUGAAAAAAUAAAUAAAUAAAAAUGUUUGUGUUUCAGUCACUGUUGACGUUUUUACUCACGACUUUAGUGUUUUAUGUGAUCAAAUUUCGAUGGAGUCGACGAAGGCUUUAUGAAUUAGCUGCAAAGCUUCCUGGUGACAAUGGAGUUCCGUUGCUUGGAAUUUUACAUAAAUUAGCAAUAGCAAAGCGGGAAGAUUAUAUGGACAUUGUGUUGAGUUAUAUUAGGAAUGACACACCGAUCACUAGAGUUUGGUUGGGUCCAUUCUUAGUUGUAGCCACAAAAGCACCAGAAGUGAUGCAUGCUGUGUUUAAUUCACCACAGUGUUAUGACAAGCCAUCCAUAUUUUAUGGAUCAUUGUUCUUUACUGAAGGAUUGAUUCCUUUAAGUGGAAAGACUCACGAAAGACAUCGCAAAAUAUUCAACAAAGCUUUUACGCCUAAGAGGCUACAGGAACUAUAUGGAAUUAUUAAGGAUCGUGCAGAAGUUUGUGUGAAAAAGUUAGAACCAAGAGUGAAUCAAGAAGAAUUUGACGUCUAUUAUUAUAUCGGAGCUUGCUCACUUGAAUCCUUUGGUGCAGCAAAUUUGAACUUUCAUGAUGAUCUUUAUGGUCAUGAGAUGCUGCCAUAUGCUGAUGCGGGAUUCGCUAUUGGAAUGAAGAGGAUUCAACAGCCGUGGCUUAACAAUGAAUUCAUCUUCAGGAAUUCAAAGAUAUCCAAAGAAUUUGACUACAUGAUGGUCCUGGUACAAGAAUAUGUCAGCAAAGUUGUAAACUACAACAAUCAGCUUACAAUUGAGACAAAUGGAGCUAACAAGGUCGACAAAGUCAUUGACUUACUGUUAGAUCCUAAACAUGACUUUACAGAUCAGGAAAUUUUGGAUGAAAUGAUUGUCUUUGCGUUGACUUCCUUCGACUCAACAGCCAAAACCCUCUCAUCAGGCCUUCUUAUGCUUGCUAUGCAUCAAGACAUCCAACAGAAGCUUAUCAAUGAAAUUGAUUCAAUUUGUGGAACUGAAAAGGAACUGACAUUUGACAAUGACUUCCUACAAAGAUUCACAUACUUGGAUUUGAUUGUUAAGGAAACAAUUCGAUUAUUUCCAGCAGGUCCAAUUGUUGCGAGAGAAACGAGCGAUGAAAUUGACAUUUGUGGCUAUAAAAUCCCAAAAAAGACCAUCAUGGUCAUGUCAAUAUUUGCAAUGCAGAGGGAUCCAAAAUAUUGGGGAGAUGAUGCUCAUUUGUACAGACCAGAAAGGUUUGAGAAUUUGGAGAAUCCACAGGCUUAUUUGCCAUUCACUGGAGGGAAACGGAUGUGCAUUGGCUACAGAUACGCGAUGAUUGUCAUGAAGACCUUCCUUAUAAAUUUCUUCAGAAAUUACAAAAUUGAUACAACAUUAAAAUAUGAGGACUUAAAGCUAGAAAUGUCAUUAGUCCUGACAAUAUUGAACAGAUACAUGAUUAGUAUUAAGAAGAGAUGA
Molecule: messenger RNA, 1590 nt
Organism: Chironomus riparius
Lineage: Eukaryota; Metazoa; Arthropoda; Insecta; Diptera; Chironomidae
Source: the annotation of a GenBank genome assembly